Musa acuminata AAA Group (dessert banana) is the source of this 1156-nucleotide messenger RNA. RefSeq lists its product as uncharacterized. The record is from RefSeq and is a predicted model, not a curated record. Lineage: Eukaryota; Viridiplantae; Streptophyta; Magnoliopsida; Zingiberales; Musaceae. The coding region runs from base 253 to 924 and encodes 223 amino acids. The transcript has 4 exons.
AUGUCCUUCGCGUUUCCCCGGGGGCCCCUACUCGGUGGGAAGACUUCAAAUCGCAAACUGGCGCCCGUCAAUGGUAUUUUAUACGUCCGUCUUCACCUCCUUCCCGACGCCACCUUCUCACUCGAUUCCGAAUCUCUCUUCGCCUGUAUCGGGUGAGGGAGGGAGGAAGCGAAGAGCGCGUGCAAGGUGGAAAGGCGGCGCCUUUGACGCUUUCCAGGAUUCGCUCUGUGGUUGGAGGAAUCGAAGCUUCGAAUGGCGCAACGGCAAGUUCAUGUACCUGUAUUCAGCAACCAGGAUGAUGCUUCAGAGGAUGUCCUUUACACACGACGUUCCCGACUAGCUGUAAAGAAUAGAGUUCCGAAAGUUUCUGCAAAAAACUCAGAAGCUUAUGCUCAUGAUGGACAAGCACCAGUUAAGGUAAGUCUCAACAUUGAGGCCUCUAAACCUUCAGAGGUCCCCGGUUUUCAGGAAAUGAAACCAGCAAGGAAAAAUGAUGGUAUUCGUCAAAUUGCCACACCUCCUGUCCAUAAUCAGGAUGCGGCACAUAGACACACCAAAGAUGCAGCUAAUCCGCAACAUGAGAAUGAAACAAAACUUGCCGUAAAAGAUGUAAAUACUUCUUCACAGGAAAAAGGGUUUUCAUCGGAUGGCACGACAAGAAAAAUUAGAAAGAAGCGUCGAAAACAAGGCUAUGGAAAUUAUCCCGAGGGGGAUGUUAUAGUGCCACCAUUUGAGGAUUGGGAGAUGAAUCCAGAAUCUGCCGAGAAGUAUACUGAUGUUUUCCAAGUCAUAGGUGAUAGUCGGAAGUCUCCUGGUACUCCCAUAAAAUUGUCUAUCGAGUCAGACACACACAAGAAAGAUCCCAACGAAUGCAAGGGGUGUAGGUGCCUGAGCUGGAUUUUCAAGUGCAAGUCUUGCUGGUGAAGAACUUGUGGAGGGCACACAUGUAAAUAUCAACAAAUAAAGCAAUUAAAUAGAGGGAUGUUUCCGGUGUAGAUACUUUUCUCUCUUGUUUUUUUCUUCUCUUUUGAGUGUCCAUGCAUUUUGCUACCUUUGUAAGUUAUUUACAUGCAAUCGAACAGACUCUGUUUCUUAUCUGCUCUUGCUAGGAGCCUUAAGUGCCUAUGAAGAAGCAAAAAGAACUAUUUUGGUUCGA